Molecule: messenger RNA, 3621 nt
Organism: Nicotiana tabacum (common tobacco)
Lineage: Eukaryota; Viridiplantae; Streptophyta; Magnoliopsida; Solanales; Solanaceae
Source: RefSeq, a predicted model, not a curated record
CCCCCCCCCCCCCCCCCAAAACCAUCAUUAAAGCUGGCUUCCACAGCUUCUUACUCUCCAAGUCCAACAUCUCAAUGGAGAACUCAAAAACUCCCAAAAAGAUUCAAUUUUUAUGUCAUUCACAAUCAAGAAUUUGGAAAAUUAUCCCAAAGUUCAUCACUUUCCACUUCUUCAUUUCCCAAAACUCUUAAAUUACCUGUAAUUCAUAUGCCAAUUAAUAAUAUUCAGUCCCAAACAACAGUGUGUGUAUCCACUGAUGAGAAUCUUGAAGAAUUGGUGAAUUUGCAGAAAAUCCCAAAUGGGUUUUUGAAUAAAGAAUCAAAUAAGAGAGUUUUUAUUCAAGACCCACCUUGGGUUUCUUCACUUUUUAUGAAUAGUUUGUUUGUUAGAGCUAAACAGGUUCAAGGGGUGAGAAGGGAAUUUAGGGAAAUUGAGAGAAGGAGAAGGUAUGCUAUGUUGAGGAGGAGACAAAUAAAGGCGGAAACUGAGGCUUGGGAGCAAAUGGUGGAGGAAUAUAGGGAGUUGGAGAGGGAAAUGUGUGAGAAGAAACUAGCACCCAAUUUGCCUUAUGUUAAAAAGCUGUUAUUGGGUUGGUUUGAGCCAUUGAGACAAGCUAUAGAGAAGGAGCAGAACGCUGAGACGACCGUGAAACAUAGGGCGGCGUUUGCGCCACAUAUUGAUUCUUUACCUGCUGAUAAAAUGGCUGUGAUUGUGAUGCAUAAGUUGAUGGGAUUGUUGAUGAUGGGUGGUAAAGAAGAGAGAUGUGUUCAGGUCGUCCAAGCUGCGGUGCAGAUUGGCAUGGCAGUCGAGAAUGAAGUUAGGAUUCAUAAUUUCUUGGAGAAAACAAAGAAACUCCAGAAACAUAUGACUGGAGCUCAAAGUCAAGAAGAUAUGAGUAGGGAGACAAUGAUUCUAAGGAAACGGGUCAAAAGCUUGAUUAAAAGGAAUCGAGUAGUUGAGGUGAGAAAGCUGAUGAAAAGUGAAGAACCCGAGUCUUGGGGUCGGGAUACACAGGCUAAGUUAGGAUGCCGGCUUUUAGAAUUAUUAACAGAAACAGCUUAUGUGCAACGUCCAGUGGAUCAGUCUGCUGAUACUCCUCCUGAUAUUAGGCCUGCGUUCAGGCACGUAUUCAAAAUUGCUACAAGAGAUCCGGGGAAGAACAUUGUCAAGAAGUAUGGUGUCAUUGAAUGUGAUCCAUUGGUUGUUGCGGGAGUUGACAGAACAGUGAAACAGAUGAUGAUUCCUUAUGUGCCUAUGUUGGUGCCACCCAAAAAAUGGAGAGGGUAUGACAAAGGCGGAUACUUAUUCUUGCCCUCCUAUUUGAUGCGCACUCAUGGAUCUAGGAGGCAACAAGAUGCUGUAAGAGGUGUUCCCACGAAACAAAUGCAGCAAGUUUAUGAGGCCUUGGAUACCUUAGGAAGCACUAAAUGGAGAGUGAAUAAAAGGAUACUAAAUGUGGUUGAGAGUAUUUGGGCUGGAGGAGGAAAUAUUGCUGGCCUAGUGGAUCGCAAAGAUGUUCCCAUACCGGAGUUGAGCAACUCCGAUGAUAUAAUGGAAGUGAAAAAGUGGAAAUGGAAAGUGAGAAAAUCCAAGAAAAUCAACCAAGAGUUGCAUUCCCAAAGAUGUGACACAGAGCUCAAGCUUUCAGUUGCUCGGAAAUUGAAAGAUGAGGAAGGAUUUUAUUAUCCUCACAAUCUUGAUUUUCGAGGACGUGCAUACCCUAUGCAUCCUCAUUUGAAUCACUUGAGCUCUGAUCUCUGUCGAGGAAUCCUUGAAUUUGCGGAAGGACGACCACUAGGAAAGUCAGGAUUGCGUUGGCUGAAAAUACAUUUAGCAAGUCUUUAUGCAGGGGGGGUAGAGAAGCUCUGCUACGAUGCACGCCUUGCAUUUGUAGAAAACCACAUUCAUGACAUAUUAGAUUCAGCAAACAAUCCUCUAAAUGGAAAUCGAUGGUGGUUAAAUGCUGAGGAUCCUUUUCAGUGCUUAGCAGCUUGCAUCAACCUAUCAGAAGCUUUAAAAAGCUCGUCACCACAUACUGUCAUCUCCCAUCUGCCUAUUCAUCAGGAUGGUUCAUGCAAUGGCCUACAGCACUAUGCUGCUCUGGGGAGAGAUAGCAUGGAGGCCGCAGCCGUCAACUUAGUUGCUGGAGAGAAACCAGCUGAUGUUUAUACUGAAAUUGCUCUGAGGGUUGAUCAUAUUAUCAGAGGAGAUAGUAUCAAGGACCCUGCAAUUGAUCCUAAUGCUUUACUAGCCAAACUCCUAAUUGACCAGGUUGACAGGAAAUUGGUGAAGCAGACAGUAAUGACCUCAGUGUAUGGUGUUACCUAUGUCGGAGCACGUGAGCAAAUCAAAAGAAGAUUGGAGGAGAAGGGUCUUAUCGAUGAUGAUAGGCUGCUAUUUACUGCAUCUUGCUAUGCUGCUAAAGUGACAUUAGCUGCUUUGGGGGAGUUAUUUCAAGCGGCACGUGGCACAAUGACUUGGCUUGGUGACUGUGCUAAGGUGAUUGCUUUAGAAAAUCAGCCAGUGCGAUGGACGACACCACUGGGGCUCCCUGUUGUGCAGCCUUACUUUAAAACUCAGCGGCAUGUUAUAAGAACUUCUCUUCAAAUUUUGGCUUUGCAGCGCGAGGGUGAUGCAGUUGAGGUCAGGAAACAGAGAACUGCUUUUCCUCCAAAUUUCGUGCACUCACUUGAUGGUUCGCAUAUGAUGAUGACUGCUGUUGCUUGUAGGGAUGCUGGACUACAAUUUGCAGGGGUACAUGAUUCCUUCUGGACUCAUGCAUGUGAUGUCGACCAGAUGAACAGGAUACUCCGCGAAAAGUUUGUGGAGCUGUACAGUUUGCCUAUUCUUGAAGAUUUGCUCGAAAGCUUCCAGAAGUCAUAUCCAGCAUUAACAUUUCCUCCUCUACCAAAAAGAGGUGAUUUCAAUUUAAGGGAAGUUCUCGAGUCGCCCUACUUCUUUAACUGAGGAACUGAUGACGCUGAAACCCUUUGGACGAAAUGGUAUGUUUUGUUAUCUGAACAAACAUGAAGCUUAUAUGCGAAAAUGAUUGCUCGGACUUGUAUUCCAAUGAAACAUGAGAACUUUAUUUCGUUCUUGCACUGGCGCUUCUCAAGUAGUCCAUGUUCGUCACGGUUUACUACAUAAGUUCUAUAGGACGAUAAAGUCAAAAGCCUCGGACAUUUGCAGUAACAUUGUUGCAUACUGCAUCGGAGAGUACGCAAGUUCAACUUCAAACAAUGAAAAUCCUGACUAUCGCUACAUGCAAUACUCGGAAAGUAGAAGAAGGUGUGGCAUCCAUCUCUGCUUUAUAGCUGAAAAAUCACAGCUAUGUACAUUGGUUCAGUUUCUUUUAGAUGCUGUACAGAUAUCUCGGGGGAAUAUGAUAUAGCCGACUCCAACUUGUUUCGAAUUGAAGCGUAGUUGUUGUACAUAUAUCUUGGAGGGAAUUGUAACUUUUGUAGUUUAGGGUGAACCUAUUUAAUGGUGCUCUUGAUAUGUAUAGGCAUAGAAAUUAGGGAACUGUUGUAUCUAAUACAGGAAAAACACACUUGUGUUUUUUCAAAUUGAAUUGCAGGACUAAUUAAGAUUGAUAUAUCUAUUACUAACAUGUUUCCUCUA